AUGUCGGACGCAGGCGAGGUCGAAGUCGAAAGCCAGUCCGGCUACGCAGUUCUGCCGAAGGAGGUCACCGAGGAGAUUGGCAGCAUCAAGCUGUUCAACAAGUGGAGCUACGAGGAUGUUGAGAUUCGGGAUAUCUCCUUGACCGACUACAUCCAGAUCCGAUCGCCCGUCUACAUCUCGCACUCCGCUGGCCGAUACGCCGUCAAGCGAUUCAGGAAGGCGCAAUGCCCGAUCAUCGAGCGCCUGACCAACUCCCUCAUGAUGAACGGCCGCAACAACGGCAAGAAGCUCAUGGCUGUCCGGAUAGUCGCACACACCUUCGAGAUUAUCCACAUCAUGACCGACCAGAACCCGAUCCAAGUCGCCGUCGACGCCAUCGUCAACUGCGGUCCCCGCGAAGACUCCACCCGCAUCGGUUCCGCCGGUACCGUCCGUCGGCAGGCCGUCGAUGUCUCUCCUCUCCGCCGCGUCAACCAGGCCAUCGCCCUCCUCACCAUCGGCGCCCGUGAGGCCGCGUUCAGGAACGUGAAGAGCAUUGCUGAGUGCCUGGCGGAAGAGCUGAUCAACGCUGCGAAGGGUAGCAGCAACUCGUAUGCUAUCAAGAAGAAGGACGAGCUGGAGCGUGUGGCUAAGAGCAAUCGGUAA
This is a messenger RNA of Coniosporium apollinis CBS 100218, 645 nucleotides long. RefSeq names its product 40S ribosomal protein S5. The coding region runs from base 1 to 645 and encodes 214 amino acids. The transcript is spliced from 3 exons. Gene Ontology annotation, molecular function: rRNA binding; structural constituent of ribosome; mRNA binding. Gene Ontology annotation, biological process: translation; ribosomal small subunit assembly. The record is from RefSeq and is a predicted model, not a curated record. NCBI's taxonomy places the organism in Eukaryota, Fungi, Ascomycota, Dothideomycetes. Gene Ontology annotation, cellular component: cytosolic small ribosomal subunit; ribosome.